Messenger RNA from Thyridium curvatum, 780 nucleotides. RefSeq lists its product as uncharacterized. The record is from RefSeq and is a predicted model, not a curated record. Gene Ontology annotation, cellular component: intracellular anatomical structure. The coding region runs from base 1 to 780 and encodes 259 amino acids. The transcript has 2 exons. Gene Ontology annotation, molecular function: oxidoreductase activity, acting on NAD(P)H, oxygen as acceptor. NCBI's taxonomy places the organism in Eukaryota, Fungi, Ascomycota, Sordariomycetes, Thyridiales, Thyridiaceae.
AUGGUUCUCGCCGCACAUCCCAACCCUAACGCACCAGUGCUCUCGCACUUCUCCCUUGAAGGCAGGACGGCCCUCGUUACUGGCGGUUCACGUGGCAUCGGACUGCAGGUCGUGACAGGCUUGCUCGAGGCCGGUGCCUCAGUCGCAUACACAUACUCAACAACAUCUACAGAAGAGGUUAAAGCCCUGACCAAAUCGCUCUCCGAAGCCAACCAGGGCCGCACAGUCAAGGCGUACCAGUGCAAUGUGGCAGACAAGGCAUCGAUAGUGUCCGUCGCGGAACAGGCCGCCAAGGACCUCGGCGGCCUCGACGUCGUGGUCGCCAACGCGGGGAUCGCCGAUCACAUUCCCGCGGUGGACUACCCGGAGGACAAGUGGCGCAAGUUGAUCGACGUCAACUUCAAUGGCGCCUUCUGGACAGCGCAGGCCGCCGCAAACAUUAUGAAGGGAAGCAAGAAGCGGGGCAGCAUCAUCUUCACCGCCAGCGUCAGUGGCAUCCUCGUCAACGUGCCACAGACCCAGGCUGCGUAUAAUGCCAGCAAGGCUGGAGUCAUCCAUCUCGCCAAGAGCUUAGCUGUAGAGUGGACUGACUUUGCGCGGGUCAAUUGCGUAUCACCAGGAUUCAUUGCGACGGAGAUGCUUGAUGUGCAUCCUAAGGAGUGGAAGGAAAAGUGGUUCAGCAUGAUCCCUGGUGCUAGGCUCUGCGAAGCUGCCGAGCUGAAAGGAUCCUACGUGUACCUUGCUAGCGAUGCGAGUAGCUACAUGACUGGUAAGCUUUGA